Molecule: messenger RNA, 3321 nt
Organism: Lepus europaeus (European hare)
Lineage: Eukaryota; Metazoa; Chordata; Mammalia; Lagomorpha; Leporidae
Product: 1-acylglycerol-3-phosphate O-acyltransferase PNPLA3-like
Exons: 9
Coding region: 191-1438 (415 amino acids)
Biological process (GO): triglyceride catabolic process; lipid homeostasis
Cellular component (GO): lipid droplet; membrane; cytoplasm
Molecular function (GO): triacylglycerol lipase activity
Source: RefSeq, a predicted model, not a curated record
AAGGGAGGGAGGGAGAAGGCAUCCCGCCCGCCCAUUGGGCAGCCCGUCGGCUCAUUUGCAUCGGCGGGGGCGGGCCCAGUGACGUCACGCAGGGCUAGCUGAGCGGCCGCUCGGUUGCGCGCUCAGAGCCGGAGUGGGCGCGGGGCGCUGCGGUGCCUCUCAUCUUCGUCCCGUGCAGCCCCGCGCCGCCAUGUACGACCCGGAGCGCGGCUGGAGCCUGUCCUUCGCGGGCUGCGGCUUCAUGGGCUUCUAUCACGUCGGGGCGACCCGUUGUCUGAGCGAGCACGCCCCGCACCUCCUCCGAGACGCGCGCAUGCUCCUGGGCUGCUCCGCCGGGGCGCUGCACUGUGUCGCUUUCCUCUGCGGGAUGCCGCUGGACAAGAUUCUGCAGGUCCUCAUGGACAUGGCCCGGGAGGCCAGGCGCCGGAACAUUGGUAUCCUGCAUCCAUCCUUCAACCUGGGCAGGUACAUCCGAAACCAACUCCAGCUCUACCUGCCGGCCAACGUGCACCAGAUCGUCUCGGGCAGAGUGAGCAUCUCGCUCACCAGGGUGUCGGACGGGGAGAACGUGCUGGUGUCCGACUUCCACUCCAAGGAGGAGGUUGUGGACGCCCUGCUCUGUUCCUGCUUCAUCCCCUUCUACUCUGGCCUCAUCCCUCCUGCCUUCAGGGGCGAGCGAUACAUGGACGGAGGGGCGAGUGACAACAUCCCCUCCAUCGACGCCAGGACGACCAUCACGGUGUCCCCCUUCUACGGGGAGCAUGACAUCUGUCCCAAAGUCAAGUCCACCAACUUCCUGCACGUGAACAUCACCAACCUCAGCCUGCGCCUCUGCCUGGGCAACGUCUACCUCAUGACCCGAGCGAUCUUCCCCCCGGACGUCAAGGUGCUGGGAGAGAUAUGCGUUCGCGGGUACCUGGACGCAUUCAGGUUCCUGGAAGAGAACGGCAUCUGUAGCAGGCCCCAGCACUGUCUGAGCCUGCUCCCCACAGAGCCGGCACCGGAGGCCCACGCGCCGCACGGGGAGGGCACCAGCCGGGAGCCGUCCCCCGGGCCCGAGGGGGACGAGCUGCUGGAGCACCUGCGUGCCAGCAUCCUGCCCUGGGACGACGGCGUGCUGCAGACCAUGUCGCCCAGGCUCACCGCAGUUCUGAACGAAACGAUUAAGGACAGAGGUGGGUACCUGAGCAAGAUCUGCAACCUGCUGCCCGUCAGGGUCGUGUCCUACGUGAUGCUGCCCUGCACCCUGCCCGUGGAGUCCGCCAUCGCCGCCGUGCGGGGACUGGUGCUGUGGCUCCCCGACCUCCCCGACGACGUCCAGUGGCUGCAGUGGCUGGUGUCCCAGAUGUUUGCCCGCUUGACCUCGUGUCUGCUGCCUGCCUCCAGAUCCCAAAGGCGGAUGAGUGGCCAGCACGCCGCCCUGCAGGCCAGAACAUGACUUGCUGGGCCCCUGUGUCCGUGCACUUGGACGCCUUCGCCAGUAGGGGCCGAAGCCAGGGCUGCCGGGCCCUCCGUCCUCGGGUCCGGCCUGAGCUGCUCGGGGAGCAGAGACCUGCUGGGCGCGGCGCUCUGUCUCCCUGCUGUCCAGCGGGAAGAGCCUCCGGGGCAGGUCUGGGAACUGUGUGUGCAGCUACGUCUGCCCACAGUCUCGGGCGGGAGCCAGCCCCCCGUGCUGACCCCAGGAUGGCCUCCAGAGCCCCGCUGAGGGGUGGACACUCCCACUGGGGGUGGCCGGAGUGGCUGGUGAUUGGGGUCUGGCCUGGCCUCUGUGCCAUCUCGCGGGCUGGAAGGAUGACAGGGGCCACUCGUCCCCCUCCCCUGCAGGAAGGCGUCCGAGCACUGGGGAGGCACGGUCGGUCCCAGGAGGGCGCCCCACCUGUCAGGUGCUCUUAGAAGACAGUCGCUCAGGAGAUUCUCAGAACACGUUUCUGGCUUAGCUAAAAUAUUUUGCAGAGAGUUUCAUAAAAUAAGCACAAGGGGAUUUCUCCCUUUGUCGGGUCGUGUGUUCUGUCGACCCGGGAGUUAAUAAUCAAUAAAUCCACCUUGGAAAGCCUCUACAGCGCAUGGCAGCCCCGACCCCCAGGUGCAGCCAAGCACAGAGCCCGGGUUCACUUCCUUUCUUCCCUGGACGUGAACUUGGCUCGUUUUCCGCAAGCUCCGGCCGGGUUCUUUUUCUCUUGUGUUCUCUCCGUCCUGUGUCCCCCAGCCUUAGCACCAGGGAGCUCUCAGCAGGGAGCCCGCCAGCUCCCCAGGUGGGGUAACUUGUCAGCGCGCCCAUGACCGGGGGGCACGUGUGUGUUGUCUGACCGUGUGUGGGAGGCUAACGACGCUCACACUCCGGGUGCUGGCCAGGGCAGUGGCCAGCCUCCGCAGGUCCUGGCCAUCUGCAGCGGGAGAAGCAGCAGUUCAGGCCAGCACUUCGUCCAGGCCGGUCCCUUGGGCAGUGGCGCUCCUGACACAGCUCCACGUAGGCUCAUUCUCCGGCUGAGCAGCGGGAACAGGAAGCCCCCAUGGAGGGGCCGGGGCUGCAGUUCUGGGUUUACGCCUGGCUCGGCGCCUGCUGGGAGAUCUGGCUGAGCACCGGGGCUCCUCUGGCUGCUCGGACCACAGUGCGGGUGCAAGGCCCCGUCUGACCCCGGCUGGGUGCUGGCUGCUCAGCCCCCUGUCCUUCCACAGUGCCCAGUAGCCUCUGGAGUUCGGACACGUCAGGCCGUUAGCAGGUGCAGCGAAGCCUUCACGGUAUUCUAUACUUGCCGGUGCUAUUUCCAUAGAUGGAUGUAGACGCUGGGUGUCUUGUCAGCACCGGGAAACGCGACGUGGGAUUCCGUGGGACUCGCCGUGGUUUGUUUAGAAGUAUUCAGUCUUCCUCCCCUGAGUGUGUGUCUUAUCCUUGAAGAGACUGUGCCGGGGCAGGCGUUUGGCCCGGUGGGGAAGCCACUGCUCGGGACGCCCACAUCCCACCUCGGAGGGCUGCGUUCAGUUCCUGGCUCCGGCUCCCGACUCCAGCUUCCGGCUGGUGCAGACCCUGGGUGGAGCAGCGCUGGCCCCAGUGCCUGCGUCCCCGCCACCACCAUGGGAGACCUGGAUUGAGGUCCUGGCUCCCAGCGUCAGCCCCUGCCCAGGGCCACUGUGAAAUCUGGGAAGUGAACCAGUGGACAGGAGCUUUCUCUCUCUCCCAGAUAAAUGAGUAACUGUAGGAAACGUGUGCUCUGAUAGGAAUGAGGAACGUGUAAGAGAAAUGGCCGAGCUUCCUCUGCCCCUGUGCCUCAGGUGCCCCCCACCUCUGCCGUUUAUCAACACCCACGCAAAGCCUCCUAAACC